Messenger RNA from Drosophila ananassae, 717 nucleotides. RefSeq lists its product as uncharacterized. The record is from RefSeq and is a predicted model, not a curated record. Lineage: Eukaryota; Metazoa; Arthropoda; Insecta; Diptera; Drosophilidae. The transcript has a single exon. Bases 272 to 415 code for a protein of 47 amino acids.
GCCUAAAGGCGGUUGGACGACGUGACCGCCGGCACAUCGGACCGCCGGAAAGCUUCCCGGGGUUUCCGAACAGCUCUGACUAGGGUACUGACUACCAGUAGUACUCGGGCCAGUCCCCUUUCUAUAUAAAGCCAGAGGCUUCUCCGGCGUCCCGCGCACUUUGCAAGCAAUACUUUCUGUGUUCGGUUCGGCUUCCGAGUUCUUUAUUUUCUGAAUUAUUUCUUGUUGGCAUUUCCGCUCCGGAAAAGUAAAAAGAAAAAAACCAGCCAGCAUGUGGUCGAAAGUGGCUAUCGGUGGUGCUUUGGCUCUGAUGGGCGGAGUUCUCUUCUCCAGCGUGGUGGACAACUUCGCCUACGUGGACCGAUCCCUGGAAACGGCGAUGCCCCGCUCGAAGCGUCAUGUGGCGAAGGAAUGAGCUCUCCAGGAUGCCCCCGGGCUGAUUGCUGCAGCUGAUUGACUGGCUAGUUCCUGGCUCCUGGAACUGCAGCCCUGUUGUGCUCAGCGGAUAUUUAUUGGCCAAAUAGCGGAGCAGCUACUCCGGCUUAAGCGUCAACAGACCGAGGAAGCCGGACAUAGUGCUCCUUGGCCGCCAAAGUACUCAGCCCCCGACACCCUGUCCACAAGAACAAGCCCUAAUUUAUAACUCCCUGUUUUUUUUUGUCUAUUCCGAUAAGUCCUUAAUUAUGUAAGAAAUAAAAUAUAACUCGAGUAUCUCAA